AUGGCGUCUCGCUGUAGAACCUGCUGCGCUUCGGGGGCUCUUCGAACAACCCAGCUUCGAACGUUUGCUCUAACCGCCUCCUCCUCAUCAUCAUCAUCGACCAUAGCACCAUCAUCCAAACCCAAACACCGCCGCAAACAUCAACCAAUCCGUCUAUCAACCCAUUUCUCCCCCACCCUCAAACCCUCGCAAACCUCGACGAGCGACUCCUCGCUGCUCCCCUCGCUCGAACUCCUCCUCCGCGGCGGCUACAUCCGUCCCUCCUCAUCCGGGAUCUUCACCCUCCUCCCCACCUCUCUCCGACUCAUCUCCAAAAUCCAAUCCAUCAUCGACACGGAACUCGCCUCGAUCUCAUGCACUCGUCUCUCUCUCCCCACUCUCCUCCCCUCCACCCUCUACCACGUUACCAACCGGUACACUCUCAUUGGAUCCGAACUGUACAAACUCCAGGAUCGCAAAAAAUCCGAAUUCCUCCUCGCUCCCACCCAUGAAGAAGAAAUCACCAAACUCGUCUCUUCCGAAAUCGAGUCGGAUCGACAACUGCCCCUGCGCCUAUACCAGAUCACGCGCAAGUUUCGAGAUGAGCCGCGACCAAGGAUGGGCUUGUUAAGGACAAAAGAGUUCUUGAUGAAGGAUCUAUACACUUUUGAUAAGAGUGAGAGCGAUGCGCUCAAGACUUAUCAAGAGGUGAGACGAGCGUAUGGCAACAUCUUUGAUAGCAUCUUUGGCAAGGUGCCAGCGUGGAGCGUCGCCGAGGCGGAUACGGGCGCUAUUGGCGGCAAUACGAGUCAUGAGUAUCAUGUCCAGGAUGCCGCGGGGGAGGAUACGUUGAUUUCGUGUGCCCAGAGCCUCUGUGGCUAUUGUGCCAAUAAGGAGAAGGCUGUUUCCUUGCCUGAGGCCCUGUGCGCGCCGGUCCAAGCCGAUGAUGUUAGGGUGCUGUUGUAUGGUUGUACCAAUGUCAAGGUGCAAGAUCAGGUGUUGCAUGCCUUUGUUGUAGCCAAGGCGAGGGAGUUGAAUGGGACAAAGUUGGAGAAGCUUGUGGCGAAGCUUAAGACGAAUGCUCAGCAACUCGCACCCCAGCAACAGCAGCAGAAAUCAGUGUCAAAAGCAAGCAAGAAGCAUGUCGUGCAGCAGGAAACAAAGGUCGAAUUACUCUACGAUUCCAGUCACAGUGGGGCAACACAAGGUGUGUGGGAUUGGCAAGAUCGUCCUGAAGGGCCGCUAGUCAGGUUCACUUCUUUGUCCCUUCUAUCUGACUUCGAGUGUGCUUCAUUGGACCCAGCGGAAUUGAACCAAGCCUUAACAGCUGCUGUUAACACUUUCGCAUCUCGUCCAACGUGCUCCUCUUCCUCCUCCACCGUCAAGUCCUCGGAUCAACUGCCACUAAUCGACCUUUUCCCAGCCCAAUUCGGUUCCUACGCCACCAACCCUACCCAAAUUGCUCCACCUUUGACGCUGGUCGACAUCCGCAAUGCAGCCUCCAACGACACCUGCCCCUCCUGUCGUACCCCGCAUUCUCUACGCGAGACAAAAGCAAUCGAAGUUGGCCACACAUUCUACCUCGGCGAUCGAUACAGUCGUCCUCUCGAAGCAGGUUUUCUCCCCAGCGCCGAAGCCAAAAAAGAAAACGAAGGCGUACACAAGCUACCCAACGGCAGAAUCCCCUUCCAGAUGGGAUGCUACGGUAUCGGAGUCAGUCGGAUACUUGCAGCCCUGGCGCAAAAGGCAGCCGCUGAGUUCGAUACGAGGUUCAAUGCUGGUCUCCUCCAAGGCUCAAAGAAGAGGCAUGGCUUUCUUUGGCCGACUCAAGUGGCGCCGUAUACAGCGGUGGUUGUUGUCGCGGAUGCCAAGGACCAAGUCAGAGUCAACGGUGCCAACGAGGUCUAUGAGCGGGUGGUGGAGGCUGCGAGGAGAGCGGAUUGCAGCGUGAGGCAGCUAUUGCAAUGGCUUGUUGUAGAGAAUGGUGGGCAGAGUGUUGAGCAAGUAGAAGCGGAGGAGGAGGAGGAGGAUAGUCGCAGGGGUUGGUCCAGCGAAGAAGCACACGAGUUGGUCAUUGAUGAUAGGCAAUCUUGCACUCUAGGCUCGAAACUGGCGGAUUCAGAUCUCACGGGAUACAGCUAUCGUAUCAUUGUCGGGAAGCAUUUCUCCAUCGCCAAUCCAGAAGAGGCUCGAGUGGAGUUGCAGUACAUCUCGCCUACAGAAAAAGGAGCAGCAUGGAAAUCCCUCCUCCUUCCACUCUCGGCUUUCGACUGGCACCCUACCUCGACUUAA
Messenger RNA from Ustilago hordei, 2271 nucleotides. RefSeq lists its product as uncharacterized. The record is from RefSeq and is a predicted model, not a curated record. The transcript has a single exon. Gene Ontology annotation, biological process: prolyl-tRNA aminoacylation. NCBI's taxonomy places the organism in Eukaryota, Fungi, Basidiomycota, Ustilaginomycetes, Ustilaginales, Ustilaginaceae. Bases 1 to 2271 code for a protein of 756 amino acids. Gene Ontology annotation, molecular function: proline-tRNA ligase activity; ATP binding. Gene Ontology annotation, cellular component: cytoplasm; mitochondrion.